Astrephomene gubernaculifera is the source of this 348-nucleotide messenger RNA. The record is from the annotation of a GenBank genome assembly. Lineage: Eukaryota; Viridiplantae; Chlorophyta; Chlorophyceae; Chlamydomonadales; Astrephomenaceae.
UCGAGAUCUUCGCCAGGUACGACAGCUCCGGUGUCGUACCCCGGCUGCUGCAGUACUCGGAGCUGGACCAGCUGCUCAAAACGUACACCGGCAAGUUCCUGCAGGAGGCGGACCGGGGAACCAGCCGGCUGUACCCCACCUACAACCAGGUGGGCACCGCCACGGGCCGGCUGUCCACCUCGGGAGCCAACCUGAUGGCAGUGCCGCGGGACCGGGAGGCUCUUCAGGGCAGCAGCAGCAGCUGGCUGGCCGCCUUCCGCCGCUGCCUGGCCGCCCCCCCUGGGUGGGUGCUGCUGGCAGCGGACUAUAGUCAGGUGGAGCUGCGGCUGCUGGCGCACAUAACAGAGG